Schistocerca americana (American grasshopper) is the source of this 10463-nucleotide messenger RNA. Its product is annotated as autophagy-related protein 2 homolog A. Gene Ontology annotation, biological process: autophagosome assembly; piecemeal microautophagy of the nucleus; autophagy of mitochondrion. Gene Ontology annotation, molecular function: phosphatidylinositol-3-phosphate binding. Gene Ontology annotation, cellular component: extrinsic component of membrane; phagophore assembly site. The record is from RefSeq and is a predicted model, not a curated record. Lineage: Eukaryota; Metazoa; Arthropoda; Insecta; Orthoptera; Acrididae. The coding region runs from base 135 to 6632 and encodes 2165 amino acids. The transcript has 37 exons.
CAUGUGAUUCCUCUUUGUUCAAAACAAAUGACGUCAUAAAGGAAAACAUUGAGCUGUUUAUACGUCAGAGUAUAGCAGACAGGCUCAUAGAUGAGUAUCAAUUUUUAAUGUUGUGCAUACCUUUUUAGCUAGUCAUGCCGUGGUAUGAAUCUUGGUCCGAAAGCAUUAAAAAGCGAGCUUGUAGGUAUUUGUUGCAAAGAUAUCUCGGACAAUUCUUAGAAGAAAAACUGACCUUGGAUCAGCUGACUGUGGAUUUAUACAAUGGGACAGGCACAGUUUGUGAAGUCAGAUUGGAUGUGCAGGCACUCAAUGAACUGGGAGAGCAGCAGAACCUCCCAGUUGAAUUUGUUGAUGGCUUUGUGGAGCAAAUGUCUGUUUCAAUCCCAUGGUCAUCACUUCUCAGCAGUUCAAGCUACGUAGAAGUUUCUGGCUUGGUUCUGACAAUUCAGCCAAAACAGCGUGCUGAUUCUGGUACGUCCAUGUUCGAAUCAAUGUGGAGCAGCAUGACAAGCAGCAUGCAGUUAGCUGAAGAAUGUCUGAAACAAGCGUCUCCAGAUGGAAAAAGUACAGACGAAGCUCAACCACUUGAAGGGCUGGAACUGUUCGCUCAGACAAUUGAUUCAAUACUGAGCCGUGUGAAAGUGAAGUUUCUUUCUACUGUCAUAAGACUUGAACAUGUUCCAAAAGAAAGCAGUUCUGGUGUGGCUCUUGAAAUUAGGAUCAAAAACAUGGACUACUGUGAUGAGGCAGGUACUGAUCCACCAACACCCCCAAUGGGUGACACCCAGCUGCAGCAAGCUAACAAGCUUUAUCAAGUUGCCGCCUUUACAACAAAGAAGUUUUAUUUGGAAGGUGUUUCAUUAUAUACAGAUGAAUUUCCCUCCCAAGCUAGGACAUUUUCUCGAUCUGUAAUGUCAUCGUCAACAAGUUCCACGCCAGAAUCCAAGAAUUCAGAUUACAAUUUUGGAACAGCUCCUGUCACACCAUCAUCAUCAUCUCCAGUGUCACCUCUGCAAACAAUUCCACCAGCUGUUGCUGCAGAUGACCACACUCAGCACAGAAAUCUGUCUGUGGAACCUGAUCCAGUACUUUUUGCUAAACUGGCAGGGCGGCAAGAAUUGCGUGUCAAACUUAAGCAAGCAGAAGGAGUACCUGGACCAAAAGUUGAUCUGGAACUGACUCUCGGUUCAUUGUCUUUAUUUAUAUCUCCAAGGCAAUUCCAUGUACUUCUGGAGCUGUUGCAUGGUCUGUCCACACCUGAUCUUGAAGACACCAGCAAUGUUGCACCUCGUUCUCGCUGUGUUGAGAAACCGAUGGAUCCAGCAGAUUUUCACCGUGUAGAGCAAGAACUACAACAACAGCUGCAUCCCCAGUCGUCCCUUGGCGACAAGGGGUUGCAACAUACACAAGGAUGGUCCACUGCGUCACUAGAUGACAGCGAUGAAGAAUUCUUGCCAAUGCGUGGAACAGCCAUGACUGAGAGUAUGCUGUCAGAUGCUGGGAGUAUGGAUGCAUCUCUCUCCUCUUCUGUGAGCAGUACAAGCAGUGCCAGCAAAUCCACUUCUGUCUCAUCCCCUACCAGAAGGCUGGCUGGAUUUGGUGGAUCACAUGGAACACAGAGUCCCUCUUUUCAGCAGAAUGUGUCAUCACGACCUAAGAAGAAAUCGCAUAAGGGUUCAGUUACAUCCACACUGGAAUCUGACCCAUCAGCUGAAGUUAGUCACUUUCACAUUCGGAUGAGCAGCCUGGCAGUAGUUCUGUUGCACGAGGAUGUGCUGACCGUUUGUGUUGAUAGUGAUGGAAGCAUGUUAGCACGGUCUUCAGUGCAGCAGAUGAAAACUAUUGCCAAUGAUUUCUUCUCUGAACUUGGUCUCUUUGCUGUAUCUGGUUAUGGUCGCAAAGACUUUAAGGAGGCUCGGGAUGUUUUCCUGAAAGCAUGCCAACUGAACCACAUCAGGCUUUUGGCGGCUCCUGUUAUAAUUGAAGGCAAUGAAAGAACAACAACACAAGCAAGUUCUGUGGCAGGUACCCUCACAGCUGCAAGUCUUGAGGUUCUCGAGUGUCUUAUAGACAAGAAGACACCUUCACAAAGAGCAAAUGUGGAAUAUGUUGAGUUGUUGCGGUUUUUACGAUGCACUGAUGCAGAAGAAGGACCGAAUACUUUCCCACUUCAUUCUCAACCUGACUUGAAGUUAGUUUUCAAGUACACAGAGAAAGCAAUUAACCAUGGCCAGCUGAGGCAUUAUACACAUCCACGUACUGAUCUCAAAUUCACACUUGAGAAAUGUGCAUCAGAGAUAGAUAUUUCAAUUGUGGAUCGUAUUACUGCCGUGCUGAACCCUCAGCCAUUGUGUCGUCGAAGUACAUCUAAAUAUGGAAUGGGAUCUGGUGCAGUUAAAGACCUAAUGACUCAACAGACAUGUUUUUAUCAGGCUGUUGAAAGUUCUUCACUAGCAGAUAGCAAAACAGAAAUAAAGGUGUCAUCAUCACUUUUAAAAAUGAAUUUAAGAUUUCCCACUCCUGACCUUCGGCCUAUACAUGACAUGGAUCGUCCACCCUGGUGGAAACGCUCUGUGAGAAAGGAUAUUCUCAUAUUUGAGUUGGAGGAUGUAUCUUUCCACACAAUGAUCACUAGUCGUGAUCCGACUAUAAGAUAUGAGUUCCAGUGCAGAGAUGUGAAAGGUCUUUUCCAGGAGGCAGACACUGAUGUUUCUCUUCCUUUUCUCCGUGCCUCUUGUGAUGAUAGAAAUGGGAAUUCUUUGCCAGAUGGAGGAAAGGGAUUUGGUUGGCCAAGGAUUGUGAUUGUGGUAUAUCCUGUGAAUAGUCCUGGAGAUCUGGAUGACAUUGGAGAGAAUGAAGUGCUAGAGGAUUCAAUGCCUCAUUCUACAUUUGAACCUUUAGAAAAAGCAACAUCAAAAGAGCCAUCACCUUUUAGUUCCAAAAAAGUAAUUCACGAAAGUGACACACCACAUGGAAGAUCUGUUAACAAUACAGAAGGAGAUGGUGAAGAAUUAGUUAUUCCAGGUGACAAACAUGAAAUGGCUGAGUUCAUUGAACAUGCUUCACGAAACUGCCGGGUGCAACUUGAGAUAAAUCUUCCAUGUGCCAGUAUGCAGAUUUCCUCAAAACACCUAUAUGAACUGAUAUACAACAGGAUUAACACAGAUAUGUUUCUGUGGGAGCCAUCUGCACCGAAACCUUCACAUACAGACUUGUAUUCUGGGAAAGGAUCAGGAGGUGCUGACUUGUCUUCAGCUUUGUUGCAAGAUCAGACUUAUCCUACUUUCAGUUUAUGCAAGUCUGGAAUUCAAUAUGAUUCUGAUACCGAUUCAGAAGAAACUGAGGGAAUAUAUUAUUCAGUAUACGAACAUCGCCAGAGACAGAAACGGCGUCAACAGACUGAGGGUGCAAGUCUUUCUGGACAGUCUCUUGUUGCUGUCACUCUGUCUGUUAGUCAGGGUAUACUGAAUGUCUUUGCACCUGUCAGGGAUUCCUCAGGGAAUGUUAUUCCUGGACAGCAUGGGGAGUUGGAAAUUCAUUUUGAAGAUGGCAAUAUGUUUUCUGUUUCUGGGUAUCGAGGAAAGACUGGCUUAGGAUAUGUUUGCCUUCAGGUCAACCAGGCAACAUUUUAUCACAGUGGUUUAGUACGGACACCUACAAUUGCACCACCUCUCAGAAUGUACGGAUCACCACCUCCAAGCCAUCUAGAUCUAACAAUAUACAAGUCUGAAGGAGAAGCACUAGUGAACCAUUCUGCUGCAGGAGGAGACAUGCUUACAAUGGCCAUCAAGAUACAGCUUGAUGACAGCAUUCUCAAUCUUAAGACAUUCCGAGUAGCAGCAGGUCUUCGUGGGGCCACAUUAAGGCACCGAAUGUGUGCUAGUAGUACAAGCUGGUUCACACAGUUUGUGGACUUCUUUGAUGUCAGAGAUUACCCAGUUGCAGGAUAUGAUCCUCCUGGAGUUAUAACUGAGUUGCACAUGCAUCUCUGGGACUGUGCAGUUGAUUACAGACCACUGUAUCUACCACUUAAGUCAAUGAUCACAGUUGGUAGCUUCAGCAUUUCAAGCAACAUAGCAGCACAAACUAGCACAUCAACCUUACGUUUCAUUGCUGAAGAUUCGGCACUUUAUAUAUCUAAUAAGACCAGUUUGAAUCAGCAGCAACAAAAUAGUCCAGUGGAUUUGCGUAAUGAUUAUGUCUGUGUCCUUGAUAUGGGACUAUUUGAAUUGUCUUUGCGCCUGAGUGACAAAGGAUCAGGUGGUCCUCGUAUCGAUCUCCGUGCUUCCAACAAUAUGCUACACAUACACACAUGUGCUGAUACAGCCAAGGCAUUGGCUGAGCUCCUUACAUACUUUGCAUCAGAUGGUGAUCUGAGACCAAUUGGAACUGAAACUGAUGUAGAGACUGGUCCUGAAAGCAUCAGUGUGCAGAAUCAUAGUAAUGCUGAUCAAGUACUAAUAAACACUGGAGAUUUAACAACUACGAGGCAAGAACCUGGAUCAGACACCUUGUCUAAAUCACAAGUGGCUCAUGUGCAUAACAUGAUGGAAGAAGCAAUGAGGGAAACACUGUCUCCUGAUACUGGGCUUAAGUCAAGAUCACCACGUUCUCAGAGAAACAAAAAAGAUGUGGAGGUCUUUUUUUUCCCUGAUGAGAAUCAACCAAUUCCCAUAAAGCCCUCGGGUGAUUCAGAACUAUCUCAAGAGGAAGAUGACAACUGGGAGGAUGAAUUCUGUAUUCUGGAUAAAGAGGCUGGAUCAGGAUUCCUGCCUCGUAAUGGUUUGCCAGAAGUAAGAAUGCUGAUACAAGAACCAGUGAGAAUAAUAGACAACCAUUUCUCUGUUCCACUGGGAAAAACUGAUCUCCUGAAAGCACCAAAACAUUUUCCUGCUGCUGUUCUUCGCUAUACACUAAGAGAAAUGAGUGUUGUAUGGCAUAUGUAUGGUGGACAAGAUUUUGCAGUGCCUGAUUCUUCACAAACCACUAAGAAGCAAGUCAAGAUAGAUGAAAAUUACAGGGUAGAAUGCAAAAGUUGCCCAUCCUCACCUCCUUUCACCACUCAUCACGUAGUUAGAUCCCCAAGUGAAAUUCGACUGGGAGUCACAGGUAGUGGUGUUUCUUUCUCAAAAGCCAGUCCUACAGAAGUGAAGUUCAUCAGCAAAACUCCAGUUCUUGGUAGCCCUAAAUCUAGUCCACAUAUGACCUGGCAGACACGUGGUGGACCAGGUCGACGCCAUGAUGUCCUGAUGGAGCUCCAGCUAAACAAGGUCCGUUUUCAACAUGAAGUGUAUCCUGAUACAACCACAGAAGCAUCCCGCCAGGUUCUUUUAAUUAAUGAACUGGAAUUAAGAGACCGUCUUGCUUCUUCACAAAUAAACAAGUUUCUCUAUCAAUAUUCUAGUGAAACAAGGCCAAAGCAAUCACAUGCAAACAUGGUUGUUGUGAAAGCAGUUCAUUUACGACCUGAUCCAAAGCUAAAGGUGCAAGAAUGCUGCCUCAAAGUAUCAGUCCUACCUCUGAAGUUGAAUAUUGACCAAGAUUCAUUGGUGUUCCUUUUUAAUUUCUUUACUGAUAUAUCAGGAGGUGUGAAAAUUGAAGAUGAUGGAAGUCAGGGGCAUACACCCAGACACAGCACUCCGACACACCAGGCACCUGUGAUGACUGUGAAUGUUGAAGGUAGCAGUGCUGAGCCAAAGCCAGAGCCUCAGGCCCCACUUAUACAACUUGAAGAUGAACCAGGAAGAUAUCUGUCAGAGAAAGUGGUCUCUGUAAAUCCCAGCUUUGCUAUAGAUAACAGGCCCCCACCUCCACCAAUAUUCUUCCGGAGUUUUACAUUCACACCAGAAGUCCCCAUUCGUCUUGAUUACCAUGGGAAACAUGUUGACAUGACACAUGGCCCUCUUGCGGGACUUCUGAUGGGAUUAGGCCAGCUUAAUUCUUCAGAACUGCGAUUGAAAAGGAUAUCUUACAGACAUGGACUGCUUGGAUUUGACAAGCUGCUGGCAUUUGUUUUAUCAGAAUGGUUGCAAGACAUAAAGAAGAACCAGCUUCCAAGUUUGUUAGGUGGUGUUGGACCAAUGCAUGCUCUUGUUCAGCUAUUUCAAGGGAUAAGAGAUCUGUUUUGGUUGCCAAUUGAACAAUACCAAAAAGAUGGUAGAAUUGUUCGAGGUUUACAGCGGGGAGCAAAUUCCUUUACGACUUCUACAGCAAUGGCAGCACUUGAAUUAACAAAUAGGAUUGUUCAGGCAAUUCAGAGCACUGCAGAAAUGGCUUAUGACAUGCUUUCACCAGGACCAAGUGUUCGACGACGUCACAAGGGUACUAAAGGAAAGCGAAAAAGAUACAGUCAACCUGCAGACAUUAGAGAAGGGAUGGCAAAUGCUAUAGUGCUUGUUAGAGAGGGAUUAGGUGAGACUGCUCAAAAUAUUGUAAGAGUUGCUAGUGAAGAACAUGAACAAAAGGGUAUGUCAGGAGCUGUAGGUGGUGUACUACGGCAGAUUCCUCCAACUGUUGUUAAACCCAUCAUUUUGGUUACUGAAGCAACAGCAAAUGUUUUGGGUGGAAUGCGAAGUCAGCUAGCACCUGAUGCACGCAAGGAGGCUGUUGAAAAAUGGCGAAGUGAUGACUAAGUUUAAGGCUGAGAGCACUGUGGACAUCAUCCAUGCUGGAUCUACCAUAGCAGUGUCUUCUUUGUAUGACUGAUCAUAUAUUUAAGAUAUGUGCAUUAUUUUUAUAAAAAAUCUUUCAUUUGUGUAUAAUUAUUUCUUACAUAAAGUUUGUACAAUAAUAAAAACUGAAAAAUUGAAUAUCAUUUUGUUUGUGAUCAAAUAUGUGGUUUGUUAAUUCUGUAACUCAGGCACAAUACCCUGUUUUGGGUUUCCUAAACCUUAAAAUUGUGGGAUAUUUCUUUUACUUAAAUGCUAAGAAACAUGCAAGUCGUCACGUUGAUUCCCAUACACUGUUGAUAAUCAUUUGUAUAAACAUUUUUAUAUGUGUUAUAACCAUUUCUUGUCUACUUUCUUCCUUGAUGCUGUUUUUUGCCUGUUAUAUGUGUUAGUAUCAUAUAGUCAUUGCUAUCUUUAAAAUCUCUCUCAAAAAAUUUGUUUAAAUGUGUGGCAUAUUGUUUGAUAAAGGAGGUCAGUUUUAAUAAGACAAUAUUUUUGAUCAAAGUGGUUAUGCCAGUGCAGUUUUACCCUUUGUAGGUGGAGUACAAUGAAUGCAGUCAGUAUCAUUCUUGGUCAUUGCAAAGAGAAUUACAGUUUAUUGUGAACAUCGGAAGUACAUAUUAGAAACUUACUACAUUGUCACUGUUCACACCAGUGGUGAUGUGACUUUUUACUGGAAUGAUACUUAUCAAAAGUUACAGAGUUUGCCUUUAUAAAUAAAUAUUUUGUAAUCAACAAUUGAAAAAACAUUGGUUUUAAGUAUGCAAUACAGCUGUAUAUUGUUGGAGUACCAAAACAGAAAAUUUGAAAAUUAUUUUGUGUUCCACUUUUGAAAGUGUGACACCAAGGUGUCCAUGGUAUACAAAUGGCUUAAUCAUCAUCAGUCUUGUAAUCUUGGUAUUGAUUUAAUCAUUUAUAUUAUAAUACCAUUUUAACAAAAAUUUGUGUAUCUGCUUCAAAUUUAGCUUCCUAACCAUUUCAGAGCCAGUGACUGUGCCAUUUUAUCUACAUAACUGUGUGCCCCAUGUAAAAGCUAUGUACAGGUUAAAUUUCAUUUUUUAUAUACGACAGAAACUAAUUAAAAGAAAUAUAGAUAAUGACAGAGAGAGGCAGUAAAGAUACCACGGUCACUAAAGUUACUUAUUGGAGCUGAUGUCAUUUUUAUAUGGAGAGAUGUGGGCAUUUCAAUGAAGUUCUAGAUUAAAUACUGAUACCAAGAAAAUACUUUCAUGUGAUAUUGUUAUUUUAUAUGAUUUAAUUGUUUUCAUGGUGUACCCUUUAAAUACAGCAGAAAAACUUGUGGCUUAGCAAAUGGCAGAGUAUUCGUUAAUGUGCACAUUCUAAAAAUCAGUUUUGAAGGAACUCUAUUCACAGAAAAGAAUAUUAUCUUUCAGAAAAUUAUCUGCAAUGCCAUCAUAAAUGUCACCUUUGAAAAAAUGUCAUUUCUCCAGUUGGCUAUCAAUGAGUAAAAUAUUUUAGAUUUAGUUCAUGGCCAGCAUUACACUAGUGUUAGAUACUGCCUACCUCUUUGCCACUGACUGCAAAGUCACAGUUAUCUGAGAUUCACGUGUUCCUAGUAGAGUGUAACGAAUGUUGGAUUGCUUGCAACACAUAUCUGGAAUAGUUAUUACAUUGCCUAUAUUUUGAGUUUCGAAUUCAAUUUGUUUUUGUUUUUUGUUGACAUGUUUUUGUUAUCAUUUAUAUUUUGGCCCUUGAAAAUAAUAUUAACUUCACAUACCAUAGUACUAGAUAAUAAAUUAUAUUCACAUGUAGCUUGGAGCAGAACCAAACAACAGCUCUAAACUGAGUAAUUGAUUUUGUCAUGAGUUAUGUAUUGCAUCCCCAUAGUGUGUUUCUUCUCAUACAGGGAACAUGGACAACUAUGUAUAUGUUAAAAACAUGUGGUGUAAAAAAAUUUCUUGGUUUCUGUUGUUGCCUACCAGAGUACUUAAACACUCAUUUAAACUGUUUGUAUGUGAAACGGUAAACAGAGUCAAAUACUGGACAGGUAAAAUAUAAUAAUUUGAUGUCUCAGUGUACAUCCUGCCUAUUUCACUAUUCUGUCACCUUUUUAUAUGUAUUCAUUGGUUUCAUAUACUGACAUGAAAGCAUAUGUGUGUCCUGGUUUAUAGUAUAUAAUGUUCUAUAUAAAGCAGUCAUUUUUAUUUUGUUUGAUUUCUCAGGAAACUAAUAAUACAAGAAGUCAUUAUUAAAAAUACUGUAUGAGGACUGACAGAUCACAACAUUGCCGUUUAGUGUAGGGUUCUAACUGAACCUAUGGCUGCAGUGAAUCAGAAUUGCUUAAGUUUUUCAUCUUUCCUUCGUAAAAUCUGGCGUAAGUUUCCUACCUGCUUGAAAGUCAGUCAGUUUGUUGUCUGUGAGUUACUGACAGAUUUACUUUUGUUUUUCUAGGGUGUAAUCACACUUCUUGGCUUCCGGGUGGUAACAAUAGAGCAAAUUGUUAUCGUAUUUUGUAGAGUUUGAAUGUAUACUUCCAUAAUUUUAUUACUUAUAACCUGACAUAUAUCUUGUUAGAAUGAAGCGUGCAUGAACUCAUUAAAAUGUUCUGUAUGGUUGUGUCUGUGUCCAGCGUUUUUGUGCCUUGUCAGUAUUUCGACUGCAUCAUCUUCAGAAAUAAUAACACUUACUUGAUUCAAUCACCUCUCAUCGUAUCUGGUGCUAUGAAACACAUUCACUUUCAUUUCUCAGUUCUUCAAUUCAUUCAUGAUAUUAUGUCACAAGCUGCUGACAUGAAGACCUUUUCUGUUCUACAGAUUUUGUAUUUCCCUAAAUAUCUAGGUACAUGGCGAAUAUCAUUGGAUUGAGGAUACAUCCUUGCCAAACUUAUUGGCUUCUGACAAACUAAUCUGAUCUCUGAUUUCCUAUAUCUACUUUUAUUGUAAGAAGAACUGCACCGUUCAUGACCAAACCCACAUUUGUCACAUGUUCUGCUCUAGGAGCUCUUGUAAUACUCGCCUUUAAGACAAAAAGGCCUGCUUAUUCUUGUGGCCAAACUAUACUUUCCAGCAUUGGUUUUGGAUCUGAACAUGAUCUGUACACUAGGUCAAAACCAGUAAUCAAAGUAUAAAUAAAAAUAUACUGAGUGAUCCAGGUAGUGUUUUUUCAUUAUAUCAAACAGAGUUUUGAAUCUGAAGAUGAUCUGUACGCUAGGUCAAAACCAGUAAUCGAAGUAAAAAUAAAAAUGUACUGAGUGAUCCAGAUGGUGUUUUUUCAUUGUUAAACAGACAGGGGGCAGGAUUUUGUUUUCUUCUAAUAAUUUUUCACUUCUCAUCCUAUUGUAUAAAUUUAGUGUUACUCAAGCUUUGUUCAAACCCACACACUUUUGCACACAUUUGCGUUAUGUACAAAAAAAGUGCUUUGCACCCUGUUGUUGAAAUCAACAUUACAAAAUUUUAUUAAACAUAAAUGUCCCAUAUUGUACUGUUUUGGCUUUGUGAAUCUGAGUAACUCCAUGCCAUGAUUUAUCCAUGUUUUUUUCUUAUAAUAUAUUCUUUUAUAUUACGAUUUAUCUGAUUUUGAUAGACUUCAAUGCUUUAGAUAUAAUAUUUAUAUUAAACUCCCCAUUUGAAGUACUCUUAUAAGGCUACUGUUGUUUAUGUAAAAUUUUAUUACUGUCUGUAAUAAUAUUUAUGUAACACAGCAUGAUUAAUAUUUUGUAAUUGUUUGUAUAAAGUAUACAUAAAGAUGUAAUGAAAAGCUAUUUAAUUCACAGACAUGUCUAUACUGAUGUGUCCUGUGUCUUAAAUGUAAAAUACAUGUGUACAUGAUACGUUA